Molecule: messenger RNA, 3690 nt
Organism: Lolium perenne
Lineage: Eukaryota; Viridiplantae; Streptophyta; Magnoliopsida; Poales; Poaceae
Source: RefSeq, a predicted model, not a curated record
AUGCACGUAAAGGCGCGGAACACCACCAUCCUUGCUCUCCUCUGGUCCGUGUGGAAGUCCCGGAACAGGAUGGUGUUCGACGCAGAUCUCAUGCCUAUUGCUUGGGUGAUAGCUAUGGUCGUCGACCACCUCCGCUUGUGGAUCCGUGCUUCCGAUUUACCCGGGAAAGAAGGCGCCCUGAAGAAUAUCAAGAAGAAGACGGAGGAGCUGUACGAGCUCAUCCUCAGCGCAGAAAGAGAGUAUGGCUACGACCUCGGUGGCAGCAAAUACAAGCCCGGGAGCUGGCAGCGGAAGCUGAGAGGCCGCUUCCGAUAUGAGAUCAUGUGGGAAGAGCAUGAGGAGUUCAGGCCCAUGGCGGCUCAGGCAUGGAAGGAGAGUGGGCAGGCAUACACGGUGCAUGAACUACAAAAUAAACUGCUCACAUUUUCAGAUGCUCUGGGUGGAUGGAGCCGAUCGACAUUUGGACAUGUACGCCUAGAGCUUUCAAAACUUAAGGCGGAACUGGACACCCUGCAAGCGGAUCCAGGAAGAUUGGGACCAUCGCAGAGGGAGGUUAAGGUGACUGAUCGCAUUGUCGAAUUAAAUCACAGGGAGGAGAUUAUGUGGCAGCAGCGAUCUAGAGUCCAAUGGCUAUCAGCUGGUGACAAGAACACUAAGUAUUUUCACAUGAGGGCAAGCCAGAGGAAGAAGAAAAACAGGGUCCUCCGGCUGAAGAAGCCGUGUGGACAGGUAACUGACGAUGCACAGGAGAUGAGGAAUAUGACAAACGAGUUUUACAAGUCCCUAUAUGCAUCGGAAGGCACUCAGAAUAUGGCAGCGGUGUUAGACACGGUGCCAGUAAAGGUCACUCCUGAGAUGAACGAUGGUCUCUUGGCUCCGUUCAAGGAGAGUGAGGUGAAGGAAGCCCUUUUUCAGAUGUUUCCCACAAAAGCUCCGGGACCAGACGGUUUUCCGGCGCAUUUUUUCCAGCGCCACUGGGACAUCUGUGGGGAGGAGGCAACAGCAGUGGUGUUACGUGUGCUGCGAGGGGAGGAUGAUCCGGCCGCAAUCAACAACACGUUUGUUGUUCUUAUACCGAAGGUAGCAAGCCCAGAAGAGUUGAGUCAGUUUCGACCUAUAAGCCUUUGCAAUGUUAUUUUUAAGAUCGCCUCCAAAGUGGCUGCGAAUAGGCUCAAAGUAAUCUUGCCUGAGAUCAUCUCAGAGGAACAAUCAGCGUUUGUCCCGGGAAGAUUAAUAACUGACAAUAUCAUCACAGCGUAUGAAUGCCUACAUUUUAUGAAGAAGAAGAGGGCCAAGGACCUCCGCUGCUGUGCUCUGAAAUUGGACAUGCGGAAAGCAUAUGAUCGAGUAGAGUGGAGCUACUUGAGUGCGGUUAUGAUCCGGUUGGGUUUUCACCGGAUUUGGGUGGAUAUGAUCAUGAGACUAGUCACAUCGGUAUCUUUCUCGAUCCUUUUUAAUGGAGAAUGUCUGGAGAAUUUCCUUCCAUCGAGGGGUAUUCGCCAAGGAGAUCCUAUCUCCCCCUAUCUUUUUCUAUUGGCAGCAGAGGGCCUUUCGUGCCUGUUAAAAUCUAGAAGUCAGUCAUCGAGCUUAAGUGGAAUUAAAGUGGCUCCGUCAGCCCCGGCGGUGGGUCACUUACUCUUUGCAGAUGACAGCCUGCUGUUCUUUAGGGCGAAUAGGGAGAGUGCAGAGGAGGUUAAAGAGGUGCUUCGUAUAUACUGCAGUGCUUCGGGACAGCAGGUUAAUAUGGAUAAAUCUUCUAUCCAUUUUGCGAAGGGAUGUUCUCAGAAUAUAAGGACGCAAAUCAAGGAUUUGUUGGAGGUUCAAAAUGAGGCAAUCAGCGAGAAGUAUCUGGGCAUGCCAUCUGAUGUUGGCAGCGCGAUAAAUGAAGCCUUCAAAUACCUAAAAGACAGAGUCUGGAAGCGAGUACAGGGCUGGCUGGAAUUGUUGCUGUCAGCCGGGGGAAAGGAAGUGCUAAUUAAGGCAGUGGCACAAGCGGUGCCUACUUUCUCCAUGUCCUGCUUUAAGCUACCUAGAGGACUAUGCCAGUACAUAACCAGCUUAUUGCGAAAUUUCUGGUGGGGUAGCAAAGAAGGCAAGAGGAAGACAUGCUGGGUUGCAUGGGAAGAAAUGUGUAAGCCAAAGAACAUGGGAGGCAUGGGGUUUAGAGACAUUGAACUUUUUAACUUGGCACUCCUGGCCAGACAGGCGUGGCGGAUCCUUCAGGAGCCAGACACUCUGAGUGCUCGUGUCCUGAAGUCAGUCUACUUCCCUAAUGGAGAUUUCCUUGACGCCGAGGUUGGCAGCCGCCCGUCUAGGGUCUGGCGUGCAAUAAUGGAAGGGAAGGAUGUACUCAAACAGGGGCUCAUCCGGAGGAUUGGUAAUGGGGAGACGACACACAUAUGGAACUCUAACUGGUUGCCUAGGGACGGUUUGCUACGCCCUAUCCCUACGGAUCAUGAGGAGUUGCCGCAACUAGUGUCGGAAUUAAUAGAUGGGAAUACUAGAUCAUGGGACAUGGAUAAAAUUAAUCAUUUCAUGCUCCCAUGGGACGCAACGGUGAUCCGAAGCAUUUUGCUUCCCACAAGAAGGCAAGAUGAUCGAUGGGCAUGGCACUAUGAAAAGAAGGGCAUAUUCACAGUGAAAUCUGCAUAUCGCAUGCUAGUCGAAACUAGAGAUCGGCGGACAGCGUGGCUGGAAGGGAGCGCUGGUCAGUCUGAUGUUACAAAGGAGAAGAAAGAGUGGACGGCACUGUGGCAAGUUAAAGUACCAUCCAAGCUGAGAGUCUUUCUUUGGAGACUUGCAAAACAAUCUGUGCCAACAGCCGAUGUUCUUCACCAUAGACACAUGGCGGCACAGCCGACGUGUGCCCUAUGUGGCUCCCCUGACUCGUGGCGACAUUCGCUCAUCGAGUGUAACAUGGCAAGGUGUGUGUGGGCGUUACUGCUGGAGGAGAUAGUUGAGCUGGUAAUCCAAACUCAAGAACAAGAUGCGAAGAGCUGGCUCGUUUCUGUUUUUCACUCGGCAUCUCACGCAGACCUCACAAGGGUGGUGGUCACAUUAUGGUCGAUAUGGCAUGCGCGACGGAAAGCGCUGCACGAGGAUAUCUUCCAGAGCCCUCUGACUACUUUUAGCUUCAUUCAAAGAUUCAUUGACGAUUUAAUGAUUGUUGCUCCAAUGAAGCAGAAGGUGGCUGCGGUGCGGCCUGCACCUAGGUGGAUUCCUCCCCCAACAGGUAUGAGCAAAAUUAACGUGGACGCGGCAUUAUCCAAGAAUUCAAGCAUGGCAUCCGUGGCUGCUGUAGCACGGGAUGAAGGAGGAGUUUUUCUGGGCGCCUCGACCCUAGUAGUUGAGGGAGUGUGCGACCCGGAGACAAUGGAGGCGGCGGCUUGUAGGGAAGGCUUGGCGCUGGCACAGGAUCUUUACCUGAGACGAGUCCGUCUAGCGAGUGACUGCGCCAAUGUUGUACGUGCGAUCAGAGAAGGAGAGGUCCAUGGUGUUUAUGGACAGAUUGUACGGGAAAUAAAGGAGGCGGGAGCAGCUCUAACUGCUCUCGAGGUGAAGCAUGAGAAUCGGCAGUCUAAUGUUGAUGCUCACAACCUAGCUAGAUCUUCCAUUCAUGAUAGCUUAGGUCGCCAUGUUUGGCUUAUUAAUCCACCUGAAGGUGUUUGUAAAACAAUAUCUUUGAGUUGA